GGGCUCUAUUGUUUUACAGGGUAUAUAAGGAGUCUGAGGCCAGUCGUGUGCCAAACUCACGGCUCGCACGAGCUGAUAGCAGCCGAGAUCACUUCAAAGACAAGAGCAGUCGCGUGUCCCCACCCCCAUCCCCCUUUUCUUGGGAGCCUCCAAGAGCUGAAGUUGGUCCUGACUUCGCUAACACUUGGAAACUUUCUCCCCCUCCCCUGGAUUGCAUCUCUGAGCCUUUGCACGAUGCCCUCUGCCCCGGAGACCCGCUACUCCGCCGCGGAGAACAGCGGCGACGUGUCCUCCUGUCUGGACAGCAGCCUGCGAGCCCGCGCCGAGCCCUCCCCGGGGCCGAGCCCGGAGGAGGAGCCGGGGCGCAAGCGGCGCCGGGGCCGCUGCCGGGCGCGGAACGAGGCGGCCCUGCACACGCUGCGGAAGAGCCGGCGGGUGAAGGCGAACGACCGGGAGCGGAACCGCAUGCACAACCUCAACGCGGCGCUGGACGAGCUGCGCGGCGUCCUGCCCACCUUCCCCGAGGACACCAAGCUGACCAAGAUCGAGACGCUGCGCUUCGCCUACAACUACAUCUGGGCCCUCUCCGAAACCCUGCGCCUGGCCGACCAGCGCCUCCACAAAGCCCCGCCGCCGCCGCGGGACCUGCUGCUGCGGCCGGGCUACCUGAGCCCCGCCGCCCCGCCUAGCCCCGGCAGCGAUGCGGGCUCCUGGCUCUCCACCGCCUCCUCCCUGUCCGCCUGCACGUCCAACCCCAGCAGCCCGGCCACCUCCGAGGACUAUGGCUACGGCCCCCCCGAACCCCUCUUCGCCUGCCACGGCCUCCCCGGGGAGCUGCUGCGGAGCGGCCCGUGCUGCGCCCGGUACCCCCCGGCGGACGCCGCCGUGUGAGCCAGCCCAUGUGCGGGCCUGCACCGCCCCCUAGGGUUUCACUUUCGGUUCAGCUGGGGUCGGGGCAGGGCCGGGGUUGGGGUGUGAUGAUGGGCGAUGCAGGCAGAGAGCCAGGUCCCUCUGCAGCCAGCGGGCUAUUGUCCGGGCAGGGCAGAGCGUGAGCUGCUCUUCCUUCCCAAGCCGCCCCCUGGCUCCAAAGGCAGCAGGAGCCAGCUCACAUUGGGGUGGGGUUGGGGGGUGGGUUUUCUCCCUCCCCCCCCUUCCUUUGCACUUUUCUGAACUCCACAGACCCUCCUUUGUUGCUUCCCUUCCCACUGACCGGCGCCCCCGCUUCAAUAUGAUUUAGAAAGGAGAAGAAAAGGGACAGAUUUGCUGCUGCAGACGAGGUGAAAAGUCAAUUUUACAAUUUGUAGAACUCUAAUGAAGAAAAAUGAGCAUGAAAAUUUGGUUUGAACGCCCUGACAAUACAAUGAAAAGGCUUAAGGAGCUGAUCCUGCCGGGUGCACAGCACCCCCUGCCGGGCGCUCAGCGCACACAACUGGCUUUGACUCCAAUAACAUCGGAGAGGGCUCAGCCUCGCCCCCAAGGCGUGCUUAGCUUAGCAUCUGGCAGGAUCAGCCCCUAAAGAGGCAAGACAAGGCGCUAGAUUCAUGCAUUAUGGAUCUUGACCUCCAGCACUGCCGUCUCGCUUUAAGAGUAGGACUAAACACGGAGUAUUCAGCAACUGGGCCUGGUAUUCGUUUAAUUUAUUCAAGAUGUUUCAUUCAUAUGAAAAUUGUAUUUUUGUACAUAAAGAGCUUUAUUCUAUUAUGUCUGUGUUAUCGGUUUUCACAAAGACAUUUGUACUUGGUGUAAAUAAAAAUUUUAACGUUUAUACUUAA
Chrysemys picta bellii (western painted turtle) is the source of this 1772-nucleotide messenger RNA. It is a transcript of the gene NEUROG1, whose product is annotated as neurogenin 1. Gene Ontology annotation, molecular function: protein dimerization activity; DNA-binding transcription factor activity, RNA polymerase II-specific; E-box binding. Lineage: Eukaryota; Metazoa; Chordata; Testudines; Emydidae. Gene Ontology annotation, biological process: sensory organ development; axon development; forebrain development. Gene Ontology annotation, cellular component: nucleus. The record is from RefSeq and is a predicted model, not a curated record.